AUGAAGGGUGAAGCAGGUGAAAUAAUUACAUCCUUGCUGCCAGGACAGAAAGGUGACCCAGGAUUUCCAGGUCUUCCAGGGAUACCUGGCCCCCCUGGCUCCGUGGGAAUACCAGGUCCAGUUGGCCCUCCAGGGCCCCCAGGUUUGACGGGACCUCCUGGUCCACCAGGGCUGCCAGGACCCAAGGGUAAUAUGGGUUUGAAUUUCCAAGGACCCAAAGGUGAAAAAGGUGAACAAGGUCUUCAGGGACCUCCAGGGCCACCAGGACAAAUUGGAGAACAGAAAAGACCCAAUGACAUUGAGUUUCAGAAAGGAGAUCAGGGUAUUCCAGGUGAUCCAGGCCCACCAGGACUUCCUGGGCCUCCAGGCCCUCCUGGUCUUCCCGGUGGUGUGAAAGGUGAAAAAGGUGAGCAAGGAGAACCAGGCAAAAGAGGAAAGCCUGGCAAAGAUGGAGAACCUGGUCAGCCUGGUAGGGAUGGUUUACCUGGUGGGCCUGGAAUAAAUGGUGCUCCAGGAAGAGAUGGUGAAAAGGGUGAAAAAGGUGACAUGGGUCCCCCUGGUCCUCCUGGAAUUGUUGUUCCAAGACCAGGCAUUGAUGCAACAGUGGGACCAAAAGGUAGCAAAGGAUUGCCAGGACUUCCAGGAGCCAAAGGGGACCGUGGAUUCUCUGGCAGGCCAGGCCCACCUGGCUUGCCAGGAUCUCCAGGGAUCACUACUGUUGGACCUCCUGGCCCACCUGGCUUACCUGGUGAGAGAGGACAGAAGGGGGAUCCAGGUUUACCUGGGGUUUCUAUUCCUGGGCAACCAGGAGUUGAGGGACCACGAGGACCGCCAGGACCACCAGGUCCCCCAGGGCCACCUGCACCAUCUGUUGCUCCUGGUGAAGGGUUAUGUGAGCAAGGGCCACCAGGUCCUCCAGGAAUUCCAGGACAACAAGGUUUUACAGGGGAGCGAGGCCAAAAAGGUGACCGAGGAGACACAUGCUUCAACUGCAUAGGAACUGGAGUAACUGGUCCUCCUGGGGAGAGGGGACCACCAGGACCUCCUGGUAGUCCAGGCUCUCCUGGUUUUCCUGGACCAAAAGGUGAAAAGGGGCUUCCUGGAUUAACUGGCCUUGUAGGGCCACCAGGCUUCCCAGGCACCCCAGGUGCUCCUGGUAGACCUGGUCCUAAAGGUGACCCAGGGGAUGUCCUGACUUCUCCAAGAUUGAAAGGUGACAAAGGAGACCCUGGCUUCCCAGGACCUCCAGGUCUCCCUGGCAUAGAUGGCACCCCUGGACGAGAUGGACUGCCAGGUUUGCCUGGCCCUAAGGGGGAACCUGGCAGUGUUGCAUUCAAAGGAGAAAUGGGUAUUCCAGGUGACCCAGGGAUACCAGGUCUUCCUGGUGAAAAAGGGCUUCCUGGACCUCCUGGUUUUGGUCCACAAGGCUCACCUGGUGAAAAGGGCAUCCAAGGUGUAUCUGGCCGUCCAGGGCCUCCUGGUGUCCCAGGUCCAAAAGGUGACCCUGGCCAAACUAUUACAGAACCAGGAGUUCCUGGUCCCCCUGGUCCUCCAGGAAGAAUUGGUGAUCCAGGUCUUCCAGGAGAUCCUGGUCAGCCAGGUCAGCGUGGUUUACCUGGCAUCCCAGGUGCAAAGGGAGAGCCAGGUAUUCCUGGCAUUGGACUUCCAGGUCCACCAGGCCCAAAGGGUUUCCCAGGGACUCCAGGCCCGCCCGGAGCUCCAGGAACUCCAGGUCGCCCUGGGCUGGAUGGACCUCCUGGACCACCUGGUUUCCCAGGAGAGAAGGGAGAGCGUGGAUUUGGAGUUCCAGGACCACCUGGGCCCCCAGGACCCCCAGGCAUAAAAGGAGUUCAAGGACCUAAAGGUGAUCCUGGUUUCCCAGGAAACCCUGGUCUACCAGGCCGGGCAGGAUUUGAUGGAACCCCAGGGCCCAAAGGUGACCCUGGACCAAGUGGACCACCAGGACUUCCAGGCCCACCAGGCAUCCCUGGCAUUGGUGGUCAAGGUCCUCCUGGAUCUCCAGGACCUCCAGGUCCUGUUGGCCCCCCAGGUCCCCCAGGGCUGCAAGGCAUUCCAGGGGAGAAAGGGGAUCCAGGUCCUCCAGGCUUCGAUAUUCCAGGUCCUCCAGGUGACCAAGGAGCUCCAGGAUAUCCAGGACCCCCUGGACUACCAGGGCCUCAGGGUUCACCUGGGCCCCCUGGCAGGGAUGGAAUACCUGGAUUUCCAGGUGCCAAAGGUGAGAUGGGUGUCAUGGGAGCUCCUGGUCCUCCAGGGCCUCCAGGAACUCCUGGAAGAAAUGGUCUGCCUGGCUUGAAAGGUAAUAGUGGAUUACCUGGUCCACCAGGACCUCCUGGACCAGUGGGGCAGAAAGGCAUCAAAGGUGAAGCAGGUCUGCCAGGUCCACCAGGAACACUUGAUCCCAAACAGCUGGGAGCAAAAGGAGAAAAAGGCGAGCCGGGUGUUCCAGGUGUUCCUGGUUUAUCAGGCCAGAAAGGUUAUCAAGGUCUCCCAGGUGACCCAGGCCCACCAGGACUUAGUGGCCCACCAGGUGUGCCAGGAUUGCCAGGCAUCAAGGGAGACUUGGGGCUUCCUGGGCAGCCAGGACCAACAGGACCUCCAGGAUUAAAAGGAGCUAUGGGAGAGAUGGGCCUUCCAGGUCCCCCUGGGCUUAAAGGCAACCAAGGACUGGCAGGACGUCCAGGGCAGCCUGGGCCUGCAGGAUUUCCUGGACUGAAAGGGGAGAAAGGUGACCCUGGUCUUUCAGGCAUUGGUAUUCCUGGUCCCCCUGGACCAAAGGGAGAUCUUGGCUUGCCUGGAUACCCAGGCAGUCCAGGUGCAAAAGGUAUAGCUGGAAAUCCUGGUUUGCCUGGAUUUCCAGGCAGUCCAGGUGCAAAAGGAGAACCAGGCCUUCCUGGAUUCCCAGGAACACCAGGAAUUCCAGGACCAAAAGGUAUUGAGGGCCCUCCAGGUAAUCCUGGCCUGCCUGGACCACCUGGGCCAGUAGGUGAUAUUGGUCGUCCUGGCCCACCUGGUCCUUCAGGGGAAAAGGGACAGCCUGGUCGAGAUGGUAUCCCUGGACCAGCGGGUCAGAAGGGUGAACCAGGUCUACCAGGUUUUGGGCGUCCAGGACCCCCAGGACUCCCAGGAUUGUCAGGGCAAAAAGGGGAAUUGGGAUUACCUGGUCCACCGGGACCCCCUGGACUUCAAGGCCCGAAGGGAGAACCAGGUUUCCAGGGAUUCCCUGGUCUGCAGGGUCCACCAGGUCCACCAGGAAUACCAGGGCCACCUCUGGAAGGUCCUAAAGGUAGCCCUGGCCCACCAGGUGUUCCAGGAAGGCCAGGGCCUCCAGGUCCACCAGGCCCAGAAGGUCCACGAGGACCACCAGGCAGUGGAGGACUUAAAGGGGAAAAAGGGAACCCAGGUCCACCUGGUCCACCUGGCCUGACUGGUCCAAAGGGAGAUCAAGGACCACCUGGACGCCAGGGGGAUCCUGGGCGUCCAGGUCUGAAUGGAAUGAAGGGUGACCCCGGGGUUCCAGGCGUUCCAGGAUUCCCAGGUAUGAAGGGUCCCACUGGACCUGCAGGACCCGCUGGCCUCACGGGCAGCCAGGGACUGCCAGGCCCACCAGGUCCGCCAGGUUUACCAGGUACCAUUGGACGAAGCAUUGUUGUCAAAGGUGAUCCUGGUUCCCCAGGUCCUCCAGGACAGCCUGGCUCCAAAGGGCCACCUGGAUUGCCAGGGCCACAGGGAUUGCCAGGUCCAAUUGGUCUUCCUGGUGACCCAGGGAGAGAUGGACUUCCUGGUUUUGAUGGUCCAGCAGGACGAAAAGGAGAGAGAGGUCAUCCAGGCCAACCAGGGUCACGAGGAGUACAAGGACCUCCUGGUCCUGAUGGUUUACAAGGCCCACCUGGUCCUCCUGGAACAGCUUCUGUUGCUCAUGGAUUCCUUAUAACUCGGCACAGUCAGACCAGGGAUACACCACUAUGUCCACAGGGAACAGCAAGAAUAUAUGAUGGAUUCUCUCUUCUGUAUGUGCAAGGAAAUGAGAGAGCACAUGGCCAGGAUUUGGGUACUGCUGGGAGCUGUCUUAGACGUUUCAGCACCAUGCCCUUCAUGUUCUGCAACAUCAACAAUGUUUGUAACUUUGCAUCAAGGAAUGACUACUCCUACUGGCUGUCAACCCCCGAGUCGAUGCCGAUGAGCAUGGAGCCACUCACUGGGCCAAGCAUCCAGCCCUUCAUCAGCCGAUGUGUUGUGUGUGAAGCUCCUGCUAUGGUGAUAGCUGUCCACAGCCAGACCAUUCAGAUCCCUUCAUGUCCUCCAGGCUGGGACUCCCUCUGGAUUGGUUAUUCUUUCAUGAUGCACACAAGUGCUGGAGCAGAGGGCUCUGGGCAGGCCUUGGCCUCUCCUGGCUCCUGUUUGGAAGAGUUCCGCUCAGCGCCGUUCAUCGAAUGCCAUGGCCGGGGCACCUGCAAUUACUAUGCUAAUUCCUACAGCUUCUGGCUGGCAACUGUAGAGGUGUCAGAAAUGUUCAGCAAACCUCAGUCUGAGACACUGAAAGCUGGAGACUUGAGGACGCGGAUUAGUCGUUGUCAAGUUUGCAUGAAGAAGACGUAACAUCUUGGAGAAUGUUUUAUAAAACAAUUGAAAAUUCCUAAGAUGCACUGUCUUCCAGCUGCAACAAUGGUGCUACUGUGCAGAAAGAAAAGAAAAAACAAAUCCAAACUGUUUUUACCAUGCAAAUUCAAGUGUACCUCACUCAUGUGCCAAACUAAGGGUUGUUCAGUAUCUAUUUGACAACAGGACUAAGAUGAAAGAAUUGACCUCUUGGAAACAGAAAAGAACACUUGAGGUUCACCAAGGAUCAGAAGAUGAAUUUUUUCAUUUCUCUCCCUGUACCAAAAUGGCACCUUUUUGAUCAACCAAGAGAAUUGAGAAGAACACGACGCACUGAGUAUGUUUAAAAUAACAAGACUGCAGUUUUGAAAAACAUUUUUCAUGGUGCUACUAACCCUACUGUAUUUUUAAUAUGAAAUUUUAAGCUUAUUUCUCUUUGUAAGUAAUGAAAUGUGUAUAUUGUGUAAACACCUUUUUAAUCUAAACUUUCAGUCAUCUAGAAACAAACCAGACUGAUAAAAAAUCCUUAUGUCUAAAAUUAAAAGAUAAGACAGUAUUUUAUUAUGAAACUUGUGGUACAGAGAGAAUUUACCCCUCUUAUGCCAAUUUAUUCAUUUAAUUUUUCAUUUCCUUCUCACUUGCCAACCUGAUAUAUUUGGGGAAUGCACAAUUAUUCUGAAGUAAUUUUGAUCAGGGUUUUAAAUGUUGUACACCAUACUAGCAGUGGUUUUAUUUGUGCUUAGAAAACCCAAUCCACUUAAAAAGGGGUUUUUUAUCUGGUGAAAAUAUGUGAAAUUAUUAGCCAUAUUCUAUAUCCUUCUUUUAAGAAUACAAGUCACAUUCACAUUUUAGUAAUCAGUUUGGUUUAACCAAACCUGUCCUUUGGGAAUAUCCAGUUACCAAAGCAUUUAGGGUGAUGCUUACAUGAAACUUCACCUCUGAAGUGGUGUCAUAUGUUUUAUCCAGAAUAGUAUACACACUAAGAAACCUUCUGAAUAAAAUAAAGCAUAAGCUGGUGGAAACCUUCCUAUUUACAUAUUUAUCUUUUAAUCUUAUGUGAAUUUAUACACAUCCACAAUGUAUUCACAGUAUACAGCAACUCCUGUGUAUGUAUAGUUCACAUAAGGCCUUGAAAGAUGGUGCAUGCAGUCUUUCUGAUGUCAGUUUGUAAGAAUCCUCCUAUGUAUGUCUAAAGAGUGUCACUACUUGUGCAAUAGCUGAAAAGUGAUCACUUUUGUAUGCAUGACUGUUCAGCUUCUAUGGUCAGAGCGUUUCAUUUACCCUCGUGUAUAAACAGCUCCCUGACAAUGCAGGACUCUGUCAAGUGACAAUACCUUCAUAUUUUCAUUGUAUAUUGCCACCUCGACUAUCAAUACAACCUAACUUGUGAAUUAACAUU
Molecule: messenger RNA, 6016 nt
Organism: Melozone crissalis (California towhee)
Lineage: Eukaryota; Metazoa; Chordata; Aves; Passeriformes; Passerellidae
Gene: COL4A5
Product: collagen type IV alpha 5 chain
Exons: 46
Coding region: 1-4617 (1538 amino acids)
Cellular component (GO): collagen trimer; basement membrane
Molecular function (GO): extracellular matrix structural constituent
Source: RefSeq, a predicted model, not a curated record